CCCCCAACCACUCCCACUUCCAAUCCCCAGCACUUAAUCGCAUCAGACCCUCCCGACCAGAAAUGUCGGAAACAGAACCCACCCCCGCGGACCUCGCCGCGCGCGACGCCGAAGAACGCGCCCGCAAGGCCGCCGAGGAGGCCGAGCAGGCCCGGCUCCCCUACAAAUGGACGCAGACCAUCCGCGACGUCGAGGUCACGAUCCCCGUGCCGGGCCACCUGCGCGGCCGCGAUUUGGAUGUGGUGCUCACCAAGACUAAGAUCCGGGUGGCGGUGAAGGGGGAGGCGAAGGCUGUUAUUGAGGGCACCUUCCCCCACCCGAUCAUCGUCGACGAAAGCUCGUGGACGCUGGAGACGACGGCGCACCCGCCGGGCAAGGAGGUGGCCGUGCACCUGGACAAGGUCAACAAGGUGGAGUGGUGGCCGCACGUGGUGACGGGCGCGCCCAAGGUCGACGUCAGCAAGAUCACGCCCGAGUCGUCCUCGCUGAGCGACCUGGACGGCGAGACGCGCGCCAUGGUCGAGAAGAUGAUGUACGACCAGCGGCAGAAGGAGAUGGGCGGCAUGACUAGCGACGAGCAGAAGAAGAUGGAAAUCUUGAAGCAGUUUCAGGCGGAGCAUCCUGAGAUGGAUUUCUCGAAGGCGCAGAUUGGUUGAGUUUGAGGUGGGCGUGGUGUGUAUGUAUGAGGUCAUGAAAGGCGUGCUUUGCUGGUGUUUGAUUCUUAUGCUGUAUGCCGUAUUGUGGUUUAAUGGAGUUGUUGAUAAAUGAAGCAGAUGGUGCGUUUGAAUACGAAGGUGCUUCUUCGGGACUAGCGUGUCAGCCUUACUGUUGUCGAUGGCUUCUUCC
Aspergillus japonicus CBS 114.51 is the source of this 846-nucleotide messenger RNA. RefSeq names its product NudC domain-containing protein. Gene Ontology annotation, cellular component: cytoplasm. The transcript has 4 exons. The coding region runs from base 63 to 656 and encodes 197 amino acids. Gene Ontology annotation, biological process: protein folding. NCBI's taxonomy places the organism in Eukaryota, Fungi, Ascomycota, Eurotiomycetes, Eurotiales, Aspergillaceae. The record is from RefSeq and is a predicted model, not a curated record.